Tribolium madens (black flour beetle) is the source of this 1813-nucleotide messenger RNA. RefSeq names its product arylsulfatase B-like. The transcript is spliced from 7 exons. NCBI's taxonomy places the organism in Eukaryota, Metazoa, Arthropoda, Insecta, Coleoptera, Tenebrionidae. The record is from RefSeq and is a predicted model, not a curated record. Bases 126 to 1760 code for a protein of 544 amino acids.
UCAACUUUGACGAUAAUAACUCAGACAAGAAUAAACCACACGCAAAUACGCAUUUAUUAAGUCUGGGCUAGACAUUAUAAACCCUUAUCUUAUCUUUCUAGAACAAAAAUUUAAAUUUUCAAAAAAUGAAACGCUUAAAAAAGUACCAAAUUGUUGCAAUUGCAGCUAUUAUGGUUUGUUUUUUGGGAGCCCUCCUUUAUUUUAUUUUAACUUCCUCUAAGGCAAGCACCGCAAAACCCCACAUUAUUAUUAUCAUAGCCGACGAUUUGGGCUACAACGAUGUUAGCUUCCACGGUUCGGCCCAAAUCCCCACCCCCAACCUGGCCAACCUGGCCACAAAGGGCAUAAUCCUGGACCGGUUUUACACCCAAGCGACUUGUACCCCUUCUCGGACCGCCCUUCUCACUGGAAAUUACCCAAUCAGAUCGGGCAUGCAGGGCUACCCUCUCAAGGCGGGCGAGAACCGGUCCCUACCCCAAAACAUGCCCACAAUGCCUCUCCAUUUCAAAAAUUUGGGCUACAAGACACAUCUUGUGGGUAAAUGGCAUUUAGGGGCGGCUUAUAGACAGGAUACCCCAUUGGGGAAAGGAUUUGAUAGUCAUUUCGGGUACUGGAAUGGGUUCGUGGGGUAUUUUGACUACUUGGCGUUCAGUAAAAUGGAUAAUGGGACGUUGAUUAAAGGGUUGGAUUUGCAUGACCAGUUUGAGCCGGUUUGGGGUAGUCAAGGGAGGUACGCAACUGAGUUGUUUACUGAGAAAAGCUUGGAGAUUAUUGAGAGGCAUGAUGUGGGGGUACCCCUUUUCAUGGUCGUGUCCCAUUUGGCCGCACAUACGGGUCAAAACGGGACAGAAUUAGGGGUCCCCGAUGUCGACCAAACUAACCACAAAUUCGCAUAUAUUCAAGCCCCCAGACGCAGACUUUAUGCCGAAAUUGUGAGCCAAUUGGACGCUUCCAUUGGCCGAAUUUUGGCCAAACUUGACGAAAAACAAAUGCUUGACAAUUCAAUCGUUUUGUUUUUCUCAGACAAUGGGGCCCAAUCGGUUGGAAUGUAUGAAAAUUCCGGCUCGAAUUGGCCCCUACGAGGGGUCAAAUUUUCCGACUUUGAAGGUGGGGUACGCGUGGCAGCCGCCAUUUAUAGCCCACUUUUGCGGAAAAUGGGCUAUGUGAGCGACCACCUGAUCCACAUCACCGACUGGUUGCCCACUCUGUUCUCCGCCGCGGGUGGGGAUGUAGCCCAAUUGGGCAAAAUCGAUGGGAUUGACCAAUGGGACGCCUUGAGCAACAACAACCCAUCAAACCGUUCCGAAAUCCUGGUCAAUAUUGACGAAGUCGACAAUAAUUUUGCCAUAAUUUGGGACAAAUUCAAACUACUCCAAGGCAGUUACAAUGAGGGUCUUUUCGAUCAGUAUUAUGGCGAAAGUGGCCGAGAGCCGGAAAAUCCGACCCCAAACCCGAAUGAGACCACCGUGGACUUGUCUUGGUGCAGAACCCCAAACCAGACCCCAAUUUUAAAUUGCACGGGGGGCUGUCUCUUCGAUUUGGACAAAGACCCGUGCGAGACAACAAACAUUAUCGAUUCAGAACCAGAAAUAGCCAAACAAUUAUACGAGAAAAUCGAAAAGUUUUGGAAGGAGUUGGUACCCCAAAGAAACAAAGACACCGACCCAAAAUCAGACCCCAUUUUCUACAACAACACGUGGUGCACGUGGCUUGAGGACGCCUGGUGUUACAAAACCACAAAUAUUGAGCGAAUUAGUUGAUAAUUUUGUAAAAAUUUGUUAAUAAUGAAUAAAAGUAUAGGCACUUUAGUACA